AUUAUCCUAUACCAAUACACUGGCUGGGCAUCAAACAAAUGUCCGGAUGAUGCUACGGCAGUACUCGAUCUGAUAGAGAAAAUGCAAUCAAGUGUGAGAAGAGAGAAAAAUUCCGCUGUGUUGGUUCAUUGUAGUGACGGGGCAGGAAGGACCGGAAGUUAUUGUGCAAUUAUUAAUCUAAUUGAGAGAUUGAAAUGCGAGAGAAAUAUCGACGUCUUCAGAACUGUCAAAGAUCUGAGGGAUUGCAGACCAGGGAUGGUGCAGACACUGGGGCAAUAUAAAUUCUGUUUCGAUGCUGUGUCGGCUUAUCUGUCUACAUUCAACCUUUAUUCUAACUUCACCGUCGACAACAAACCUACAACAUCAGCGAAUGAAGAAAACCUGUACGCAAACAUAUGACAUAUUAAGAACGUUGUGCCCAUUGAAGAGAAAAUUACAAUUUACUA
Styela clava is the source of this 446-nucleotide messenger RNA. Lineage: Eukaryota; Metazoa; Chordata; Ascidiacea; Stolidobranchia; Styelidae. The record is from RefSeq and is a predicted model, not a curated record.